GGCCCGCCUCGCGGGGACAUGGUAACGCCGAGGGUAGGAUUCCCUGGUUGCCAUGGGGAUACAGGCCUGGGAGAGCUGCGCUCGUGGUCUGUUGCUAGGGGUCUGUUGCUAUGGGAGGGUCGUGUACAGUGAGGCAGAGCAGGAAGACUUGUUUAUUGGUAACUAAGACAAAUGUGAUUCCACACUGAGACAAUCACCUAAUAAGGAUUUAUUUUAUAUAUUUAUUUUGUUUAUUUAGGAUUUUAUUUUUAAUUUAUUUUAUUUGUUUGUUUUGGGGUGGAGGUUGGGUUUAUUUUCUAUAUAUAUAUAUAUAUUUUAUUUAUUUAUUUAUUUAUUUUUUAUUUAUUUUGUUUAUUUAGGAUUAUUUGUUUUUAUUUAUUUGUUUUUGGGUGGAGGUUGGGUUUAUUUUAUUUAUUAUUAUUUUAUUUUUUUUUUAAACCAUUUCCCUAUUUGUAGUAUUGAAGGAAGUGUUGCCUCCUGCUCUGUUGCCUCUGAAGGAUGAUGUGGUUAGCCAUGUUGAGCGCUACAUCCCAGCAAAUGAUUCAGUGUUAAAGGAACACUACAAGCACGAUAACCACUACAGAGAGCAUUUGUGCUCAUGGUGCCAGGAGUGCUGUGGCUCUUCCCCCACUGUAAGUAGACAAACCAUUUGCUAACGGUGCCUUUACGACAGCCUGGAGCUCGCUCUCUCUGGGCUAAGUUAUAGGCUGAGAGUGAUGUAAUGAUGUUCUCAGUAAAUAAGUUUGCCCUACACCGCAGGGUUUACUACAGAAGAGCUAACAGAAGCACCUGGAAGACCAGCAUGAACAUGGAAGUCCACAGGAAGCCUACGUGGGCAAACUGCGUCAAAAUGUAAAGAAGGCAGACAUAGAAACUCCACAUGAGCAGACGGUUUUAGUUUUUAAAUUGUGAGUCACAAUAAAGCUGUGAAUGAUUUCUACAAAGCUGCAGUAUUUUACUUUGCAGGGUUAAAACUUGAAAUGAAGUGGACUGGGUGACUUAAGAGGUCCUUCAAAUAUCUUUCAUUUGGUAUGAUAUAUUGAAGUUGGAGUUUGAGCAACACAAGGGAAUUCAUGUCCUAGUCUACCUGUGUUUAGUGGGAGUUACACACCAAGACAGCAGCUGCCGCUACUCUUUUCUAAAGUCUAAAAUUUUCUGAAUGCUCAGCACAGAAAAAUCUAAAAUUUUUAACAAUGAUGACCUGAAAAUACAAUUAUGAAGUUGUACCUGGGAUACUCUGGGAGUAUGCUUUAAUAGACACACACUGGGAUUGGGGGACACAUUGCUGUUAUAAAGGAACUCUAUAGUGUUAUGAGUACAAAACUGUUUUUGAGAUCCUCCAACAUCAGUCAACAGGGGACACCAAAUGCACAUGCAUGGCAAGCGGUGCGCAUCAGGCCUUCUUCAUAGGAAAGCAUUAAGUCAAUGUUUUUUUUAUGGGGAUUUAGAAGAUGCUGGACAUCCUCAUGCAAAGCUGGACAUCCUCAUGAAACUGCAGGAAUGUUUUCCUAUGUGACCGCCUGAAACGGCAAUGUUUGCAGCUGCAGGGCUUAAAUGACAGGAAUACCACACCCAUACUACUUCAGUAGGCACACACAGUACUGAGAAUAAUGUUCACAUUAUAAGCGGACACAAAGUGCUGGUAUUGGAGUUCUGUUACACUUUGGAAGGGUUCAAUUCCUUGUGAGGAGUAAACAUUUUUUUCAAUUUAGAUUUUUUUGUUUUGUUAAAUCAGACAAAAAAUAAGCAUUGUUUUGGAUAUCACACACCGUAUAUUUUUUUUUUACAUGGACCGACAGACACAUAAUGAAAUAAAUGUAGUUUGACCCAAAAUGGGUCCGGACCCAACCACCGAAGGGGCUUAUCUGGCUAGCCUUCUAAAGCGUGUGCUGUAGCGCUUUCUGCAGUGUCCUAGUGCUCCUGCAUAUCACCUGCUGGACACCAGGGUACUAAAUUGAAACAGCAGGACAUGUCAGACAUGUUGGGAGGGGGUUUGUGUUGAAAGCCUAUUUAAGCCUAUUUAAGUACCACUUACUUUUAAGCAACCCAAUUCUAUGCUUGUCAAGUUCAGUUUCAGACCACAACCAGUACCAGAGUUUCAUAAUUGCCUUUCAGGGACCUUCUUACAGUUGAAAACUAAACACGUAAUUUAAUCAAUGUUUUUGUUUUGUUUAAAGGACCACUCUAGGCACCCAGAUCAUUUCAGCUUAAUGAAGUGGUCUGGGUGCCAGGUCCUUCUAGGGUUAACCCAUUUUUUCAUAAACAUAGCAGUUUCAGAGAAACUGCUAUGUUUAUGAAUGGGUUAAGCCUUCCCCUAUUUCCUCUAGUGGCUGUCUCAUUGACAGCCACUAGAGGCGCUUGCGUGCUUCUCACUGUGAUUUUCACAGUGAGAGCACGCCAGCGUCCAUAGGAAAGCAUUAUGAAUGCUUUCCUAUGUGACCGGCUGAAUGCGUGCGCAGCUCUUGCCGCGCGUGCGCAGCUCUUGCCGCGCGUGCGCAUUCAGCCGACGGGGAGGAGAAGAGGAGGAUUGGAGGAGGAGAGCUCCCCACCCAGCGCUGGAAAAAGGUAAGUUUUUACCCCUUUCCAGAGCCGGGCGGGAGGGGGUCCCUGAGGGUGGGGGCACCCUCAGGGCACUAUAGUGCCAGAGAAAACGAGUAUGUUUUCCUGGCACUGUAGUGGUCCUUUAAUGAAGUGGUCUGGGUGCGAGGUCCAGCUAGGUUUAACCCAUUUGUUUCAUAAACAUAGCAGUUUCAAAGAAACUGCUAUGUUUAUGAAUGGGUUAAGCCUUCCCCUAUUUCCUCUAGUGGCUGUCUCAUUGACAGCCACUAGAGGCGCUUGCGUGCUUCUCACUGUGAUUUUCACAGUGAGAGCACGCCAGCGUCCAUAGGAAAGCAUUAUGAAUGCUUUCCUAUGUGACAGCCUGAAUGCGUGCGCAGCUCUUGCCGCGCGUGCGCAUUCAGCCCAGUGGUGGGGGCACCCUCAGGGCACUAUAGUGCCAGAAAAACGAGGAUGUUUUCCUGGCACUAUAGUGGUCCUUUAAUACAAAUUGAAAAAAGUGAUUGAAAGUCCCUUCCACCUGAAGUCAGUGGAUAGUCAAUACCAGUGGUGGAACUACCGCACAGACGCUAUGGACUUAGGGCCACUCUAUGGGUAUGGUUGUUUUAUCGCUUAACAGUAACCCGGUUGGGUGCCGCGGCCCUUUAAAGUCGCGACCGGCCCCUGUAAUACCUGCCAGCAUGGAGGAAGUGAUGAUCACGUCCUUCCAGUUACAUAAAGAGCGCACCAUGUGAAGAGAGAGGGAGUUGGUGGUAGAGGAGGCACACACAGGCAGCCUGAUGGGAGAGAGACAGAAGCUACUUUAAAACCACUACACUCUCCCCUUGUCAGAGUAUUUAUAUCGGCAGACAUUUUGUGCUAUGAUAGAAACUAAAAGUGUAUAUUCUGAGUCACUCUGAACAGACCAGACUCCAUUUUGUUAUUUCAAGUUAACAAAGAGACACAGUAUUUCUAUCUGUAAGCUAACCACUUUCCCAGAGCUGAGGAAUGCAUAGUAUAUACAAGACAAGUGAUAAGGAAGGGGGUUGGACAGACUGUCUAAUGCUAAUGGAAUAUAAUCAAAUCUAAACCCAGACAAUUGUGACAGAGAAGAUUAAAUAAUUUAAUAUUUAACUGUCUAUAUAUAUAAGGUACCAUUGUAUGGAAAAGGGUAAACUUAGUUCAUGAUCUGUCAUAUCAGAAAUUAUAGCAGAUUUGCAGACACAUAGUCUGGACAAAAUUUAAGAACCCCUUUGAUCUUUGAAGGAUACGUAAGUUAUAGCCACUAUCUAGAUAGGCCAAAAUGACGUCAAAAUAGCCACCAGGAAAAGUUAACUCUUUCCUGGAUAGGUAUGUUUAGUGGGACAAGACUGCCCUCUACAGACCAAAUAACUAAUUUGCGAUCUGGAAGAUAACCACACCUCUAGUGCUUCUAUUGGGUUAUCAACUGAUGACGUACAGAGAGUCUGGCCCUUUAAAAGUUAAGACAAAGGGAAGAUAGAGAUAGACGAAGGAGGCAGAUGCAAGAUAUGCAAAGGAGGGAAAAGAGAGGAAUUGGAAGUUUGGGGACUCCAACCUCCAUGCAGAGACACAUCCAAAUAAAUUCCUGAGACUACCAAUCGGAUGAAAUAUCUACUCAACUGGUAAUUAUACUGGUUUCAUUUAAUUAAAUUAAAUUAAUUAAAAUGUAUUAAUAGCAUUAUAUAUGACUGGAUAAAGCACGGUCAGAUUUCCAUAUUAAGAAAUCUUAGUUAACUAAGAAUAUAUAGUUAUAAAUAUUCCAUUCUGCAGGUGGAAUUAAGAAUAAUUAUAUAUUGAUGUGAUAUUAUCACGUGUUAGCAUACCGCUGUUUUUAUCCAGGUGUAUUGAUUUGCUCUAAAUUAAGAUAGAUAUCUUUUAGACAAAUUAAAAAUCUGCUUAUAUAAUAUGUAGAUUCUCUUAUUGGAUUGUUUUCAGGAAAUGGCUAAUGAACUGGUUUAAAUGUUAUUUUAUUUAAAAAUUACAUAAGAAUAGAUCUUAACUACCUAGGAGAUCUAGCCAGCAUUGAAAGGGUUAUUCUAACUGUCUGCUAAACUUUACGACCUUACGCUGCACUCUGAGGAAUUCUGUUCUCUGUGUGAAAAGUUUCACUUUCAGCCUGUGUUAAGGAUACCUCAUAAAUCGUAGAAGUCUUGACAGAUAAUGAGUUAAUAGCCAUUGAAACGUAAUACCCAUUCCUUUGUAUUGCAUACCAUUUUAUACUGAAUAUUCAUUGAUUAUUGUCACGCAUGUUAUAUAAUAUUAUUAUUAUUAAUUUGUCAUUAUAAAUAAAAAUCUAUUUUUAUACAUUGUGAUAUUAUUAUAUGAAAUACAUUCCACUUAACACGAUAAACGUUCUUUGGGAUCUGAGAAUUGAAUUAGUGGGCAAUUCUCACUGUUACUAUUAUUAUCCCAUAAAUAUCCCCACAUAUUGGAGGCACGGUGCUGAGAUCGUUUAAGUUGAAAUUGUAUUUCAUAUAUAAUAAUAAUAUUGGUGUAAUUCAUGCAAUUUAAUCUUGAUAUAGAAAAGAGUUUUGUAUUGAGAUUAAAUCACUGUAUAGAAAUAUGGCUGAAUCUAGCGCUUCAUCUCAAUCAGAGAAUGGGAAGAAGUUAGCGGAAAUGCAAGGUUUUCCCUUAAGCAUCAUAUAUCAGUAUCUAAAUAUUAAAGUUGAUUAUCCAGAGUGGAUACUCCAAAUAAAAAAACAGGUUGAUGAUUCGAUUCAUGAUAGAUCGGCUGAUUCACCUAUGGUUAAAUAUCUUAGCCAUAUAGAUGAAGAGUCUACAAUGCGAUCUGUUACCAACUCAUGCCCGUUUUUCAUAUUGGGUUAUUCUAUUAUGUUAAAAAAGCAUAAUGAGAUAGAACGUAAAUUGGACGAGUGUCAGAAAGACCUGGUGCUCGAACAAGGAAGGUUCAAAACUUUGUCUGAUGAAAAUAAUCUCCUUCAGGUUCUAAACUCUGACCUUUUGAAUAAACUGGAAAGAAUGAACAAAAUGGUGGAUGAUUAUGAUCAACAGAUAAAACAGAUACAGAUGCAGCUAGAUGAAUAUCAAAAGGGAAGUGAAGGAUUACUGGGAAAAGACCCAAGUGAUUCUUUUCAAUUUCCUGAUAUUCACACACCAGACCAGGUUUUCAUAAAACAGUCUCUAAGAAAAGAUGUGAGUAAUUCUGAGAAAACACCUGUAGAUUCUUGGCAAUCUUGGGCAGAACAGUUUGAAAAGACUGUCCUGGCCAUGCUUGACAGAAGGAAUCAGAUUCAAGGUGAUAGGAAUGAAAACAGACAUGGUUCUGUUCACUGGCAGAAUUCUGAUGCUGAUCGGAAUUGUGACAGUGAACAAGAAGCUCAGAGUGAUGGGAGUGAAAGUGAUUGCACUAUCCACUCUGAAGGCCAUGUAACUGAUAUGCCAUCUGCGCUGUUGUAUGGGUCUAAUUCCUCUUCAGCAGACAGAUCGCAUAGACGUUUACCCAAACACAGAAACAGAGAUCGUAAAUCAACGACGCCUGUUUAUGAAACACCAAAGGUCAUCAAAUUCCUUAGAGAGACUGUCCCACAAUUUUCUAGAGGUUCAGGAAACAUAUCUGAACAUCUGGAAAAUUAUGAUAGAGCAAUGAAUUCAUUGGGCAUGUAUGAUGACAUUCAUAAGAAAUGGUUCAUUACAUGGACCUUUGAUUCAAUGUGCCGUGUUUAUCUAGAAAGUCUUCAAGCUAUACAGUUAAUGUCCUGGUCCAAGAUGAAAUAUGAAAUAAUCAUGGAAUAUGGUAAGUAUAAAACCAUUGCCUCUGCAAAGAAGGCGCUUUAUAACUUAAAGUGCCGUCCAGAUCAAAGCCCCAGAGAAUUUUUAAUAAUUCUUAAAAAUGCAUACUCCGUGGCCCAAAGGAAACCCAGGUAUGAAAGCACAGACUUCAAAGAUCUGUAUUUUCAUGCCAUGCCAGUAAACAUACAAAUGAAUCUCGCAAGAGAUUACGAUUGUAAGUUACCAUUAGAAUGGCUAGUCAGUCAGUGCAUGAAAUUGUACACUAUACACCAUGCACAUGACGAAAAUCAGCCAAAGGUUAAGAAACCUGGUGAUAAAAUGGUGUCAGAGACUAAAAUUCAGUUAGGUCUAGAAACCCAACAGAAAAAGAGGACCUAUUCCGAGGUUUUGAAAACUCCAAAACCUCAGAAACAGGAAAACGCCAGAAGCAAUUCUGCAAAUUCCUCUAAUAACUCUGAAAAAUCCAAUGCCAAUGGGAAUAAACGCCCCUGGGUAAAUAAGAACCAAGGCAAUUCCCAAUGGAGAAGGAAUCCUCAGGGAAAUAGGAGAUAUGGAAACAGAAACAACCAAUCUGCUUCCAAUAACUCCCAACAGUCUCAGCCAUCCCAGCCAAAUUCUAAUGGGCAAAGACAAAACGGCAAUGGGGGAAAUAAUUUGCGUCGUCAGGUUGGUCAAUUGACAGACCAGAUGGGCAAAUUAAUGGAGGGAAUGACAAAGAUUAACCAAGUCUUUGCCAGAAAUCCUUUUUUAGGGAUAGCUCCAAUUGCAGAACUACCUGUGCAACCGCAGCAACAACAACAGGUGCCGCAGCAAUAAUAGCCACUGUGACUAAACAGGCUAGGUUAUCAGUAGAUGUAAUGCCUAACCCUGUUUCCUUUCCAGGUAAUAACAGUCAAAUAAACAAUAGUUGUGUUAGAAAACCUAUUGCCUAUCCCGUCACUUCACUUCCGGGUGAAGGAGGCGCGACGUGUUCCUCUGUUUUUUCAUUUCAGCCAAAGGCUAAAAUAGCCCCAGCAGCCACAAGUUUCCAGGAUCCAGACCUGAAAGGGUUAACUGAUGAGAUGCCGACCACUAGUUCCCGCUUAAUAGUUCAAGAUGUUCCUAAAAAGGAUGGGCCUGUGGGUAAGACUGAGCAUUCCUCAGUACAGGUAGAAACUACUGCUGUGACCGGUAAUGUAUGGAAAACGAGUAAUAUGUUGACACAUUCUAAAUUCUUAUGUGAAUUAGAAGAACAUGAAGGAAGGUACUACAUGUCUGUAGAAAUACAGGAUUCGUUACCCCAGCCUUUUAAAGGGUUAAUAGAUACUGGUUCACAAGCCACUAUCUUAUCCAAUACCUACUUCCAGCAGGUAAUGGACUUAGCAACGGAUAAGCCGAAGCUAAGAGGUUUCCCCAAUGCUCUGUUGAGUGUAGGAGGAAAUGCCCUUCAUGUUAUUGGCAAUACAUGGUUAAAGUUUAAAAUAGGUAACAAAACCUUUAGACACCCGGUGAUAGUGGUAGAUCUCCCCUAUGACCGACUGAUUCUGGGUAUAGACAUACUUAGAAGACUUAACACGAUUAUUGACUGUGUGAAUGGAAUUGUAUGGUCACAAGCUAAGGUUCCCAUAACCUAUGAGAAAUCACAUGUACAAUCUGAUCGUAACUGCCAUGUGAUAGAAGAAAGACCUGACUCAAUUGAGGUACAUUUUAGAAAUAGUCAGUCACCUGACGUGACUAUCCUGCAGGUGAAUGAUGCAAUCGCGCCUGUAGAUGAGCAUUCCAUAAGAAUUGCUCCAGAGAGGAUCCAGAAUGUCUCUCUGGAAGGUGAUGUUUUAACCAUUUCUCUCCACAGGGACUAUGUUGAAUCUGUAGAUCUGGCAGGUCAUGCUCAAUUCCUUGCCAGAAUUGAAAGGGUUAAUAACAACUUAUUCUUUCCUAUGCAAAUAAAUGACUUAGGAAGAAGUAGGAAUGCAAAGCUGGACUUACAGAGUGAGAACAGCUAUAUUAGCAGAAGUCUGUUAAAGCAGAUCGCUAAUCCUAAAAUGAUCAGGUACGCUUCCCCACAUGACAGGUGGAUCCAGAAUCUGGAUGGCGAAUCAGAGAGUCACAAUGUGAUAGCAAAAUGUUUACUAUCUAUUUCCAUCGGAAAUAAGACCGUUAAACAUUUAUUCUUAGUGAUAAAUGAACCUCGCUAUCAGAUUUACGUUGGCAAUGAUGUCAUACAUCGCUUUGCCAUACACCUUGAUUUGAUUAAUUCCAAUUUGUGGACAAGGUUAAAAGGUAAUCCUUGUGGAUACCUACACGAGGAAAACGCCCUGAAAUCAGGACAAAUACUCCCAUAUGCGGUAAGUAUCCAAGUUCCCGAUGACAUAACCAUUCCACAGGGGACAAGUAAUUUUCUUUUACCCCUACAGGUCAAGGAGGAUCAGAGAUUGGAAAACUCUGAUGCCCUAAUCUGUUUAUCCAACAGGAUACAACAAUUAGGGAUGGUGGUAACACAUACACCAAUGGUAAGUAUUGGUAAGAAUCCCACCUAUAUCAUGGUCAACAAUGUUACACCCAAUAGUGUUACUUUACCAAAAGGAACAUUAUUAGGUCUAGCAUUGGAUGCUGAGUACUAUACAUUUGGUUUCCAAAACCAAAUUAUAGGCCUCAUCCCUGAAGAAUACUUAACUGAGGACGAAAUUGUCGAUCAAAUAUUCCAUUCCUCCCCAGAAGGAUUAUUCACUAUCCUAUCUGUAUAUCCCUUCAACGUCGAAGAAGGCUCGUGUAAAAUCGAAGAAGCAUCUAUCACCUUCGAUCAUCCGCUCAAUGAGCAGGAAUCACAAGAGUAUCACGACCAAAGAGAAAAGGUAAGUCAACACCGAACUGACCUAACUUCUAGGCUUGAAGAAGCUUAUGAGAUAGGCCAGCCUGAAAUCUUUCCAGGAUUUCAGGAAAGGCUAGAAGAGCAAAUAUCUUUAGCUGACGGUUGCUCCAAUGAUGCUGAGCGACAGCAGCUAAAGGAAGUCCUUUUGGAAUUCCAAGAUAUUUUUGCCAAAGAUUCCUACGACUGUGGGUUAACUAACCUCCACGUAGCCAGAAUACAAACUGAUCCAAAUUUACCACCUGUAUUUAUCAAACAAUAUAGACUCCCAUUAGCGUCAUAUGAUGGUCUACAAGACAUCAUUCAGAAUUUAAAGGAAAGGGGCAUUAUACAUCCAGUGCACAGUUCGUAUAAUAAUCCAAUCUUGGGGAUUCUGAAACCUAAUGGACAAUGGCGUUUAUGCGCUGACUUACGACAGCUAAAUAAACGCGUCUAUAUGUCUGGUUGGCCAACGCCAUACAUAGACCAAUGUUUGGUACAAAUGCAGGGAUCCAAAAUAUUCACUGCCAUUGACUGUGCGCAGGGAUAUUGGACUGUACCAGUCCAUACUGAAGACCAAUACAAAUUGGCCUUCACAUUUGGAAAGCAGCAGUAUACCUGGACCCGUAUGCCUUUCGGUUAUAUAAACUCUGGUCAUGAAUUCGCUGUGUUCAUGCAUAAAGCUAUGCCUGACGCACUCGAGAGAGGAACGUUAUCAUAUGUCGACGAUGUCUUGCUGAAAAGCACUUCCUUUGAUAAGCAUAUCUUAGAGAUUAGACAUGUUCUCACUCAGUUAAGAGAGGCAGGGAUUAAACUGUCUUUACAAAAGGCACAAUGGUGUCGCACCCAUGUCAAUUUCCUUGGACAUGAGGUAACUUCUGAAGGAUUAAAUCCCCAGAGGAAGAAGGUUGAAGCCGUACUAAAGGCUAAAACACCUUCAAACAUCAGGGAAUUAAGAUCGUUCCUUGGUAUGACUAACUACUCCCGUAAGUUUAUAGAUAACUAUGCAGAAAUAACUAAACCACUCUUACACCUGCUUAAAAAGGAAACUACCUGGAACUGGGGGGAGCCUCAGGACCAAGCGGUAAGUGAACUGAGGAGGAAGCUCACUCAGGCACCCUGUUUAGCAUACCCAGAGGGGGGUAAACCCUUCUAUCUGGAGACAGGUUAUACCAAUUUAAGCAUAAGUGCUGUUCUGUAUCAGAAGCAGGACAGUUUAAACAAGGUUAUUGCAUAUGCUAGCAAGACUUUGUCAUCUGUUGAAGUUAAAUUCAACACGUGUGAGAAGGCGUUAUUGUCGACUGUCUGGGCACUGCAAAAUUUUCGUAGCUAUAUCCAAGGUGAGAAAAUAAUUGUAGAAACAGCUCACCAACCUCUACAGUAUCUGCAGAGUGAAAGAAUUAGAGACGGUAAUCUCUCUAACAGUCGGAUUACUGCAUGGGCUCUAUCCUUACAGGGAUGGCCGUUAGAAGUCCGUUAUAAACAUAAUAAGAGAAGCCCAGUUGCCCAAGGUUUAGCAGAAUUACAUGACUGUACUGCUCCAUCUCUGGAUGAUAAUGACACCGGAGAUGACUUCCUAGAAGAGCAAUUGCUAUCUCCUUAUAAAGUUUAUGAUGAGGAAUACUGUCGACCACUACCGUGGGUAUACAUUGAUGGUUGUUCAUAUCACCACGUAGCUGGUGCCGAACGGAAGUUAGUUGCAGGUAUCGGAAUUGCCUGGACAGGUGAUUAUCCUAAUGUAUCUAUAGGAUACAAUAUUGGUCCCAAAAGCAGUCAGAUAGCCGAACUCUGUGCAGUAUAUAAGACCAUUCAAAUGGCAAUAGAAUAUGGUAUCAAAGAAUUUGUUAUUAUAACUGAUUCCAACUAUGUUCGCAACAGUUUCGUCGAAUAUCUGCCUAGCUGGAAACGUAACCAAAUGCUGAAAAGCAAUAACAAACCUGUUAAACAUGGGAAAUUGUUUUGUAAAAUCGAUGAGUUGGUUAAGGAAAAUGGUUUAACCAUAUAUUGGAAGAAAACCAAAGGCCAUUCUAAAAUAGAAGGUAUUGACAAGGAUGGUAAUGACUUAGCCGAUUCACUGGCAAAACAAGCUGCCAUCAAUGGUGAAACCCUAAACAUUGAUGAUCUUAUGGGUUCAAUUCAUGUUGAAGCCAUAACUAGACGACAGGCUAGAGAUAAUGCCGACUUAAAUGUCGUGCAAUGGAGUCAAGAAGCUCCUAGUGAUGACCUGAUUACUAGUCAAAAGAGUGAUCCCGUCAUAGGCAUUUUCUAUAAACAUAUAGAAGACCCUACUGCCAAUCCCAUCACAGAUGAGGAUUGCAAAAAUAAUGAAGAUUUACGAAUCUUGAUGAGAUAUAAAGUCCAAUUUAGUAUCAUGGAUGGGUUACUGGUCAGAACUUCUAAACAUGGUAUACAACAAUGGGUAGUCCCAACUGUAUACAGAGGGUUAAUGCUCCAACACGCACAUGAUGCACCUACAUCUGGGCAUCGUGGUGAUAAGAUCACAUAUGAGAUAUUGCGUGAUUAUGCAUAUUGGCCACACAUGUUAAGGGAUGUUAAGACAUACUGUCAGGGAUGCUUGAUUUGUCCGCAAUAUCAACCCCAUGGUCCAACCCAUCGUGCACCACUUCAGAAGAGGGGGGUGUCAUUACCCUGGUCUGAUAUUCAAAUUGACUUUAUAGGUCCUGUAACAAGAUCUUCAAGAGGUAACAAAUACAUGUUAACCGUUACAUGUAUGUACACAAAGUGGAUAGAAUGUUUGCCUUGUAAAGAGAACACGAGUACCGUGUGCGCCACUUUGUUGAUUAACCAUGUCUUUUCCAGGUUCGGUCUGCCUCAAAGAAUUGAGUCAGACAGAGGUAGUCAUUUUACCAGCGAAGUAAUGGCUAAGAUGUGGAACAUUCUAGGUGUUAAACGAAAGCUACAUAUUGCAUACCGCGCUGCGUCUAGCGGGGGGGUAGAGCGAUAUAACCAGUCUAUCGUUAAUAUUCUGAAGAAAUAUGUUAAGGAGUCUGGUAAAGACUGGGACAUUAAAUUGCCCCUAGUUUUAAUGGCGAUUAGAGCUACACCUAGCACUGCUACCAAAUUGUCACCUUUUGAAUUGAUGACAGGAAGAAAGAUGGUUUUACCACAGCAUUUACUAUAUCGUACUUCGGAUCAUAACUUGAUCAAUGCUGCCACUACGCAUCAGUAUAUCGAAGAUUUGCGCAAGCAUUUACAGCAUGCGUUUGCUUUUGCCCAAAAGAAUCUAGAAAAAGCAGCGACAGGGGUUAAGACCUAUUACGAUCUAAAAACCACGAAAAAGGAAUAUGAGAUAACAGAUCAAGUCUAUCUGUAUAACUUUGCGCGAAAUCAAGUCAAGGAAAAUAAAUUUUUACCUUCUUGGAAAGGGCCAUAUGUCAUUAUUGACAAAAUUUCCCCUGUAGCGUAUAAGAUAAAAAUUCCUAAGGAUGGUGAUUUUAUUGAAAAGUGGGUUCACAUUAACCAGUUGCGUGCUUGUCAUCCUAAAUCUCAAUUAAGGAUUAUAGGUGUGGAUUCGGAUGCAGAAGGGUGAACGACUAACCUGGAUGAAUGCUUGAUUCACGUGGUAUAGUAUGAUGUGAAAUGUUGUGAUGUGCCAUGAUCUCAUGUACGUUCAUGUCAUUAACCAUUUCCUUGCCAUCCAAUAACUACAUUUUAUAAGCAGGUUACUAGCUUGUUUAACUGCUAUAGGCAAAUUGCUGAAGAGUCAGUAAUAAAUGUAGUGAGGGAUGAAGUUAUAAAAAUAGAAUUAGACAGAAUACAUAUGUUGAUGAAUCGUAAUAAUGUGUUGUCCUAGGCCAAGUGAUGUCACACUGUUAUAAGUUUGUAUGCUUAACAAACCUUGAAUCAUUAGUAGAUAAGUCUGAAACGAGUUCCUG
This is a messenger RNA of Pelobates cultripes (western spadefoot toad), 13026 nucleotides long. NCBI's taxonomy places the organism in Eukaryota, Metazoa, Chordata, Amphibia, Anura, Pelobatidae. The record is from the annotation of a GenBank genome assembly.